CGACGUCAACGCCAUAAAUAUAUCGUCAGUAUUAUUAUCAUCUGCACAAACUCUGUAUUUUUUUCUUUUUUAAUUUUUGAAAGAAUAAUUUUUGUCAUACGAAUUUUGUUUGUUUCAUCUGCUUUCAAGCUUCUUUAAUCACUCUGUGUACGCUGUUCAAUCUGUGAACUGCUGCAAUCGUAAUAAGUAGCAAACGGAAGCAAACAAAGUAGCUGAUGACACACAAAACGGUACACCCACAGUGACACAACUGAAUGAAUCAGAAGAGAUAGAUAGAUAGAUAGAUAUAGAUGUAGAUAUAGGUGAACAACUUUUAAAGCACAGAAAAUAAAAGAAAAGUAAAACUGACCCAAAUUUUUUCUGCUUUAUUUUUUACCUUUCAAUGUGGUGGCUUUCAUUUCAUGCAAAGAUAUUUCAGAUAAAGACUGGCUCCCAUUUGGGCAUUGUUGCCAUCAUGUUGUGUUCCAUCAUUUUACAUACAGUAAGUUCAGUUCACUUCCUCACACUCUUUUCUCUCUCUCUCUUUAGUCUUUUCCCCUCACUGACAAUGCUUCAAUCCUUCUUAAUUAAUUCACCUUCUUCAUUUGGUUUUUGACUGAUUCUUUCCUAAAAUUUGAUCCCUUUUUCUUUUCCACAACAUUUGACGCUUUUCACCUCAUCAAAGUUUUAAGGCUUGAAAAGUAAAAAAGGUUCUUGACAUUCAUAAAGUUGCUAUCUUUGACUUGGCCAUUCUUUGGGUUGUUGUGUUUUUUUCUUUCUGGGAUUGAAAACUGAGCUCAUAAUCACAUUACUGGAAGUUGGUUUUUCUUUUUUUUUUUCCUUCUCAUGCAAAAUGGACAAUUGUCAAAACUUGUGACUUGUGUGUGAGCGUGUGCUGUGGUUUUAACUUUUGAGAGGAGGUGCUUUGGGUUUGAAGGCUCCGUUAAAUAUGGGUUGGUGGGAGAGUGGGAGUCAGUGGACCAGAUCAGUAAAUAGUUUCUCAGUCUUUAUCCAUUUCCUUUUGUCUUUGAAUUGAAGCCUCUCCUUGUCUAUCUUGGUUUUGGUGAGCUGUAAAACGCCCUUCAGUCUUUUCCUCCUGCUGCUAUGUUGAAUUUUGAACCUUCAUUAGGUCCAUGCCCAAAGGGUUCUUCUCUAAUCAUCAUCUUCUUUGCCUAAAAAGAACCCUUCUUUUUUUCUGACAAUUCAAUCUCUUCAUUAUGUGUGCAAUAAUCUUAGACUGAAUGCCAGUAAAUCUGAAUCUGAUCCCUGUUCUUUUCCACCUCUCAAGCAGGACCCUUUUGCUCUGCUUUCAGGCUGCUUUGUUUGAGCUCAUUUCUUGAGGGUUGUCUCUAGUUAUGCAUACUACUUGGUUAAUUCUACACAAUUCGUCGACAUAUUGGGGCAGUCUACCAUGCUGUGAUGUUCCCAAGAAUGGAUUUUGGUGAUCAUGUCUGCUUGACAAUGUGAUUGUUGUCAUAUACCAACUGAAAUUCAACUUGGAACCAAGUUCUUUUUCCCUUUGUUCAGCUUGAAAUUUCGUCCAAGAUUAGGAAAUUGAUUCACUUUGAGUGGUUUUCUGUUCUUUCACUUGGAAAAGUAAAGCCCUUUCAGCAGAGAAGAAAAAAGAAACAAUUUUUGUUUCAGAGAUUAGGUUUAGAGCUUUUGAGUUUUGAAGAUCUCAGUGAUUACCGUAAAGUUUGUAGUAAUCCAUGGAUAGAAGAGAUGCAAUGACCUUUUCCGGGUCAUCCCCUUACUAUAUUCAGAGAGGAGUAACUAGUUCUGGGAGUAGUUUACAGGGAUCACCAACAAUGUAUCCAUUAACAGGGACAAAUGCUUCUUCUUUCCAACCUAAUGCUGUUGGAAGUCCAAUUGGUGGAUCAUCACUAUCAGUUGAGCCAUCUUCAGCAAUGUCAGUUCGUGGUGUCAAUGCAGGGGCACCCUCAACUAUGCCACAGGGUGAGCCAGUUCGGAGAAAAAGAGGAAGACCUCGGAAAUACGGACCUGAUGGUAGCAAGGUUUCAUUAGCAUUGUCUCCAACUUCAUCUGCUCCUCCACCCCCGGUUUCAACCUCCACUGUUCAUAAGCGGGGAAGAGGAAGACCACCCGGAACUGGCCGGAAACAACAACUAGCCACCCUUGGUGGAUUGCUGUCAAGUUCAGCUGGGAUUGGUUUUACUCCGCAUGUGCUCACCAUUUCUGUGGGAGAAGACAUUGCAACAAAAAUAAUGGCAUUUUCGCAACAAGGACCGAGGGCUCUAUGUGUCUUGUCCGCAAAUGGUGCAAUUUCCACAGUAACUCUUCGCCAGCCUUCAUCUUCUGGUGGCACUGUGACAUAUGAGGGACGGUUUGAGAUAUUGUGCCUCUCAGGCUCGUACCUGGUAACUGCAAACAGUAGUUCUCAUAGUCGAAUUGGUGGUCUAAGUAUCUCUCUUGCUAGUCCUGAUGGUCGUGUAAUUGGUGGUGGAGUUGGGGGUGUUCUCAUUGCAGCCAGCCCAGUUCAGGUGAUAGUUGGGAGCUUUCUGUGUAGCAGCAAUUCGAAGACAAAGCAGAAGGAUAGCCAAAGUGUUGGGAGUGCAGUAGAAUCAGAUCAUCGGAUGGUUGACAAUUCUGUAACCAUUAAUAGCUUUCAACAAAGUCAGAAUCUGGGAACAACCUCGUCGAUGGCGACAUGGCCUGGUUCACAACAUAUGGAUGUAGUACAAACUUCUCAUGCUGACAUUGAUUUGAUGCACGGAUGACCAAAUUUCUGCUGGCUGGAACACGUUUCUCUAACACGGUUAAUACGCUAUAAGUGAGGUAGAUAAUCUGAUUUCAAACAUUAAGUUAUACAAUUCAAUCCACACAGUAAAGAUCUGACAGUAACAUGAUCGUCAUAAAAAAAACGAAGAUUUAGCAGGGCUAACAGAUUCAUUAAGCAUCAGACCAGGUGAUCUGCAGUUCACCCCGAUCACCUUCUGAAACUCCCAAGGCUUCCCAAACAGCUUUGGAGGCAUCGACAAUGCUGUUACCGCAUGGUGGCUGGUAACCAUGCUCUGCAUCACAUCCCACUGUGGAGUUACAUUCAUCCACUACCAUAGCUAUCACACUUCGUGCAUUAGCCUGAAUCGCUAUGUUUCUGAAACACCUACUUCCUCCACUGAACCAUCCUGUCGAAAGCGCAACCAAGGGAGUAUCAUCAGAGUGGUAUUUCCCAUCGCAAGCUGAUGGGCCGCCUCCAUCCCCGCCUUCUUCAAAGCUGUUAAUCGUCAGGGUUGCGCUGGUUUGCCCGAGAACUGGAGGCGAACAUGUGUAAGUUGGGUAUUGUUGUCCUUGUACACAGCAGUCCGAGUCGCAUU
Oldenlandia corymbosa var. corymbosa is the source of this 3314-nucleotide messenger RNA. The record is from the annotation of a GenBank genome assembly. NCBI's taxonomy places the organism in Eukaryota, Viridiplantae, Streptophyta, Magnoliopsida, Gentianales, Rubiaceae.